This is a messenger RNA of Lachnellula hyalina, 1785 nucleotides long. Its product is annotated as Tyrosyl-DNA phosphodiesterase. The record is from RefSeq and is a predicted model, not a curated record. Bases 1 to 1785 code for a protein of 594 amino acids. Gene Ontology annotation, biological process: double-strand break repair; single strand break repair. Gene Ontology annotation, molecular function: 3'-tyrosyl-DNA phosphodiesterase activity; double-stranded DNA binding; single-stranded DNA binding. Gene Ontology annotation, cellular component: nucleus. The transcript is spliced from 6 exons. Lineage: Eukaryota; Fungi; Ascomycota; Leotiomycetes; Helotiales; Lachnaceae.
AUGGAUAAAGACCUGGUACGAGCGCUGGCGGCCUCCCGCUCGGGAAAAGCAGAUCAAUCUGAAGAGGAUAGUGAACUCCAGGAAGCCAUUCAACUCUCCAAGAAGGAGAAUGGUACAACGUCUCAUACGUCCUUUGAAGAUCAGCUCCGAGAGAGGACGGCGAAAAUGAAGCGCAAGGCGGAAGAGGAGCUAGAACAUAGUGUGAAGCGCUCAUACUCCGGAUGGACGCCUAUAAACGCGUCCUGGGCCAACUACAGCUCUUCGAGCCCAGCUUCUCUCGCAAAACCACCACCUUCACCCCCCUCUUCAGCUGCUCCAUCAAAGCUCACCAUUACCUAUCCAGAUGGCGCACUUCGCAUCACUCGCACGCCAGGUAGGGGAAACACCAAGAAUUGCGUCAAUCUGACAGACCUGAUUCACGCGAAGCACCUCAUCUCAGCCUGUAUAUUCUCCUUCUACAUCGGCGGUGAUGAGCUGUAUGACCAUCUUCCUCUUUCGCAUUCUUCUAAUGCUGUACCUAUUUACAUUGGACGAGACGUAAACCAGGAUCCUAUGGUCCAAGAAGCAUGCUCCGAGGUCGGCAUAUCCUUCAUCAAUAGUUCGAUAUCAAAAAGACAGUUGCAAAGCAUCACCCCUAAUCUCCGAGAACUCUAUAGCCAGAAGUACGGGAAUAACUAUCAUGCAUUCUACGCGUGGUCUGUCGGCUCUUCGCACUCCAAGAUACUUGUUCUCGUAUAUCCUGGUUUCCUAAGAAUCAUCAUCACCUCUUGCAAUAUGAUGAAUAUCGAUACGGUUCUAGGUGACAACCACUGGUAUAUUCACGAUCUGCCAAAACUUUCAUCGCGAGCCGUUUCUGAGCCAUCUCCCUUCGAGGAAGGUCUUUUAGCACAUCUGCAAGCCCUCAGUACCCCCGACGUCUUUCUUGAAUCCGUCCGAGGCAUGUAUGACUAUUCCGCAGUCAAGGUGCAUCUCGUCACUUCUGUUCCCGCUGUCUGUUCUGGUCGCAAAGCAGAAAAUCAUGGCCUACUUCGCCUUAGACGCGUUAUCAGAGAUCUCGACCUGAAAAUGCCGGAAAAGAAGAGUGGGAAGUUGAGGCUCGAAGUAUGCGCAGCAAGCAUCGGUAACUUAUCUGCUAAGUGGCUUAAUAACUUCAAUGAUUGUGCUCUAGGAAAAGAAUUGAUUGAAGUCGCUGGUGAGGACUGUGCCGUCCCAGACUUGAAAUUGUUCUAUCCGAGUAUCAAAGAUGUCAUUGAGGCGAACGAGUCUGCGCAGGAUGCUGCAAGCAACAUUGGUUGCCAUACUCGCCCAUGGGAUGAUGUGCCAAUUGGAAUCAAGAGUAUUUUCCACCACUAUCAAUCGAAAGAUACUGGGCGGCUAUUUCACCAGAAACUCAUCCUAGCAUACAAUCCUCGAGACGAAAAUGCUCAUCCCUAUUACGUCUAUGUGGGUUCUGCCAAUUUCUCCCAGUCUGCAUGGGGUGUGCUCGAGAACGACGAAAGAGCAAUCAGCGAUGCGACCUGCAAGACGAAAGUUGUCAAGAUGAACAACUUUGAGUGUGGCGUGGUGAUUCCUGGCACCCUGGUUGAGAGCUUACUGGAGCCUGGAACAGAGAGCUGGCAGAGUGGGAUCGUGCCUUACGUCCAGAGUGGAAAGAGAUACGAUCUGCCAGGCAAUAGCAUCCAGAGUAGAAAUAGACAUAAUCUGGAUAAGCCCUGGAAUGAUUUGAGAUGGGUCAGAACCAACAAGAAGGUUAACCAGGCAGCGCGUGGUGAAGAUUUCGCUUGA